AUGUCAUCGUCAAAAAUUAAUAAACCAAAAAAUAACAAAAAGAAUACUGUCAAACAAAAAGUAACAGAUGCUAGCAAAGCAACAACUUCAGCUGUUCCUGUUGCACCAUUUACUGACUUUACUAACCUUAAUAUGUUAUUUCAACCACAUUAUCCUACCUCUCUAUUUUUUAUGAAUCUAUUGGUUUUAAAUAAGGCAACUGCCAAACAUCAAGAGACCAAAUUAGAAACUACUUCAGAAUUAACUUUCAAUGAUAAUUCAGUUUCAGAUACAAGUUCAACUUCUGAAGCAUUAAAUAACCAAUCAAAGUCAAAGUGA
Cetraspora pellucida is the source of this 318-nucleotide messenger RNA. The record is from the annotation of a GenBank genome assembly. NCBI's taxonomy places the organism in Eukaryota, Fungi, Glomeromycota, Glomeromycetes, Diversisporales, Gigasporaceae.